AUGAAGGAUAUGGGAGUAAGGAUAGUUGACGAAAUAAAAGAACCAAAGAAAAACUUCUUCGCCUAUGGAUCUGAAACGCCUUUGCGACUGCUGGGAUCUUUCCGCUCUGACAUUCAAUUAGCCGGGAGAAAAGAAAACGCAAUUUUCUAUGUGGUAGAUAAAGGUACACAAAAUUUACUGGGGAGAAGAACAGCAACUAGCUUGGGGGUUUUGAGGAUUGGGUUAGAAAUAAAUCAAAUUCAACUUAAGCCUUUCCCUAAACUAAAAAAUGUUAUAAUACAAAUACCCAUCGAUGAUAAGAUAAAACCUAUUGCACAGCCUUACCGUAGAAUUCCAAUACCUCUAGAAGCCAAAGUUGAGGAAAAAAUUACGGAAUUACUGGAGAAAGACAUAAUAGAAGAAGUCCAGGGCCCCCCAAGCUGGAUAUCUCCUAUAGUACCCAUAAUCAAAGAAAACGGCGACAUUCGGCUGUGCGUUGACAUGAGACGUGCAAAUAAAGCGAUUAAAAGGGAAAAUCAUCCAUUACCGACUAUGGACCAGCUACUGCCGAAGUUUAGGAAUGCUACAGUGUUCAGUAAAUUAGAUAUCAAGGAUGCAUUCCAUCAACUAGAAAUCCAUCCAGACUCACGGGAUAUAACGACAUUUAUAUCUGGAAAAGGCGUAUAUAGAUACAAAAGAUUAAUGUUCGGCAUUACAUGCGCUCCUGAAAUAUUUCAAAAAACUCUUGAACGCAUAUUAAUUGGAUGUGAGGGAGUUGUCAACUUUAUUGACGACAUAUUAGUUUUUGGCGAAGAUCAAAAGGAACAUGAUGUCAGACUUGAGAAUGUGCUGAAGGUACUUAAAGAGCAUGAUAUCGUGCUGAAAGAAGAAAAAUGUAUUUACAACGUUAACAAAAUCCAAUUUUUAGGACACGAACUAAGUAAUGAAGGAAUUCGACCACUAGAUAAAUAUGUAUCGGCUAUUAUGGACUUCAGAGCACCCCGAACUAUCUCGGAAUUGCAAAGUUUUUUAGGACUCGUCAACUAUGUAGGGAAGUGGAUACCAAAUAUGGCCACAAUUACUGAACCUCUGAAGGAAUUAUUAAGACACAAGACAGGGAGAAAUGCAGACAUCAAAGAGCUCUGGAAGGAAAAUCAAGAAACAGCGUUUAACAAAUUGAAAACGGCUUUGACUAAAAUACCUAAUUUAGGAUACUAUAAUGUUAAAAAUAAAACAAUGGUAUUCGCAGAUGCUAGUCCUGUGGGCCUCGGCGCGAUCUUGGUUCAAACAAAUGAAGCUGGUCCACGCAUAAUAGCUUACGGCAACAGAACCUUAACAGAGUGCGAGAGGCGUUAUUGCCAAACAGAAAAAGAAGCUCUAGCUUUGGUAUGGGCUGUGGAGCACUUUCAUAUGUUUCUUUUUGGAAAGAGAUUUGAACUCAUAACCGAUCAUAAACCUUUAGAGGUAAUAUUCGGACCGAAAGCUAAACCAUGUGCUCGUAUCGAACGAUGGAUAUUACGUCUACAGUCAUAUGACUUUCAAGUUAUAUAUCAUCCUGGAAAAACCAACAUUGCCGACUCACUUUCCAGACUAUGUAAGAACCUCGACGAACGGAACAGCAACAAUAAAGGAAAAGAUUUUGUACAAAACAUAGUAGAACAGAUGAGACCAGUGGCAAUAUCGCUACAAGAAAUAGAGACCAGUUCUAAAGAGGACUCGGAUAUACAAAAAGUAAAGAUAGGCCUGUAUGACUCCAAAUGGGACGAGCAAAUAAAGAGUUACAAAAUUUUAGAAAACGAGUUGUGUUUUUGUGGCGAUAUCCUUUUAAGGACUAAUAAAAUUGUGAUACCUAAAACACUGCAGGAAAAGGUUCUAGAAGCUGCCCACGAAGGCCACCCUGGAAUCGUGGGCAUGAAAGCUAGGCUUAGAGCUAAAGUAUGGUGGCCCAGGUACGACAAGGACGUUGAGAGACUGGUUAAGUCGUGUAAAGGAUGCACCCUUGUUUCAGCGCCAAAUCCCCCCAAUCCGAUCAAGAGAAGGGAAUUGCCAACACGCCCCUGGAUUGAUAUUGCAAUUGAUCUCUUAGGUCCUUUGCCGUCCGGGGAUUACCUUCUAGUAGUAAUCGACUACUAUUCACGGUAUAAAGAAAUAAAGGCUUGCCGCGAUAUAUCAAGCAAGGCUAUGAUAGCCAUAUUGAAGGAAAUGUUUAGUCGACUAGGAUGUCCAAUCACGAUUACAGCAGACAACGGUAAACAGUUCGUUAGUCAGGAGUUCAGAGAUUUUUGCCAAAAUAAUGACAUACAUUUGUUCAACACUAUCCCUUAUUGGCCCCAACAAAAUGGAGAGGUGGAACGCCAGAACAGAGACAUUAUUAAACGUUUAAAGAUAAGUCAAAUUGAGAAAAAGAACUGGAAAGAUUCACUCUUGGAAUAUCUGACUAUGUAUAAUAGUACUCCCCAUACGACAACGGGAAAGACGCCAGCGGAAUUAUUUUUCCAACGGAAAUUUAGAGACAAGCUACCGAUGAUAGAUACGUUUGAAUAUAUUCAUAAAGACCAAGAUAUGGACGUCAGAGACAGGGAUAGAGAACAAAAAGAAAAAGGGAAAGAGUACGCAAACAGGAAAAGGAGAGUUGAGGAUGGAAACAUAAAGAUAGGGGACGAGGUUUAUGUUAAAAAUAUGAACAAAACAAAUAAGUUAGCACCAAAUUAUGAGCCAACCCCUCACACUGUGGUAUCUUGUAAAGGUGGAGAUGUAAACAUUGAAAAUAAGGAAACUGGACAAAGACUGAGAAGAAACAUGAUGCACUUAAAAAAGGUCGAAGGACAAUGGAAAAUAUUGGACGAGGAGACGAUAGAGACGAAUGAUGGCAAGUCAGAUAAUUAA
Molecule: messenger RNA, 2865 nt
Organism: Cydia amplana
Lineage: Eukaryota; Metazoa; Arthropoda; Insecta; Lepidoptera; Tortricidae
Exons: 1
Coding region: 1-2865 (954 amino acids)
Biological process (GO): DNA integration
Molecular function (GO): nucleic acid binding
Source: RefSeq, a predicted model, not a curated record